CGUGACCGUAAGAUUAUUAUUUUCAAUAUUUAUGUAAAAGAUCUAUAUCAGGAACUUAGAUGGAAAUUUUCUUUUAAAUAGCACCCAAGUAUUAUUACUUUCGUUUAAAGAAAAUUGUGAAAUAAUAAACAGGAGGUUCCUAAAACGCACUGUUUUUAAGAAACUUUAUGAUACAGAAAAUGUUCCUGACAGACAUUUACAACUUCUUCAAAGCUGACGGGGAUGUAUAUGAAACUAAAACGCUUGUCAGACAUCCAGAAGUUACAGUCUUCAUAUCAAUUGCAUAUAUAGUACUAGCCAAAUGUUUGAUACCAUGGAUACUGGAAAAACGGAAACCAAUGGAGAUAAAAAGAACCAUUGUUGUAUAUAAUUUGUUGGUUUGCUUACUGAAUGGCAUUUUGGCUUACAUGGCAAUAGUUCUGACUGCUGAAGUUUGGAACAAUAGAUGUACAGUUAAAAAUGGAGCAAACAAACAGCAAAUACAAAGAGGCUUGCACAUAACGUGGUAUGUUUGGAUGGUGAAGCAUUUGGAAUUGUUGGAUACGGUAUUUUUUGCUCUUCGUAAGAAGAAUAAUCAAAUAACUUUCCUUCAUUUGUUUCAUCACUGUGCAAUGGUUCUCGUAUUUGGGCUUGGUUUAUAUCUGAGAACUAUUGCUUUCUUAUGCUUGUUUGGUACAACAUUAAACGUAUCCAUUCAUGUGGUAAUGUAUUUGUAUUAUGGACUAGCAUCCAUUGGACCACGUAUGCAAAAGUAUUUAUGGUGGAAAAAAUAUUUAACAAUACUCCAAAUAGCGCAUUUCAUUGUCAUCCUAUCAUAUGCCGUAUAUGGAUUUGUAACAGGUUGUGAAAAUUUUGGAAGAACUGAAAUAGCUUGUUUUAUUUCUGUAACAACAAUAUUAGUUUUGUUCAUUAAUUUCUACAAAAAAUCGUAUCAUGUAAAAAAUCCUCAUUUUAAUAAAAAGUAUACUGAUUAUAUGUGAGUCGAACUCAA
Parasteatoda tepidariorum (common house spider) is the source of this 991-nucleotide messenger RNA. RefSeq names its product very long chain fatty acid elongase 7. The record is from RefSeq and is a predicted model, not a curated record. Gene Ontology annotation, biological process: fatty acid elongation, monounsaturated fatty acid; fatty acid elongation, polyunsaturated fatty acid; fatty acid elongation, saturated fatty acid. Gene Ontology annotation, cellular component: endoplasmic reticulum membrane. NCBI's taxonomy places the organism in Eukaryota, Metazoa, Arthropoda, Arachnida, Araneae, Theridiidae. Gene Ontology annotation, molecular function: fatty acid elongase activity.